AUGGAAGAGGAUCGUCAACAAGGCGUCAUGGCUUCAGACGAGGACGCCGAGUAUGAGACUGCAGGCGAAGCAGGAGGACACACAACAAUUAUUGCAACAGGUUCAAGAGAGGAUGAGAGAGUGUCUAGCGUCGAUCGAGACCCCUCCGACAAUGGCGAUAUCGAGUUGAGCGACCGCGAUGCUUCAGGCGAGGAUGUAGACGCAUCAGGCGAGGAGGAUAAUGAAUACACGGCACCCCCACAGUUAUCGUCUCACAACAGCCGACAAACCGAUCAAGAAGAACAAGAUGAAGCGGGCGAGGAAGCAGAAGCAGGGGACGCCGAAGAGGAACAUGACGAUGCGGAUGCGGAUGCUGAAGGCGACGAAGACGUUGACGCCGAAGGAGAAGAAUACGAAGAUGAUGAGGGCGUUGGCGCCGUCAAAUUCCAACCAGGGACCAGGAACCACGACGACGACGAAGAUAGUGAAAGCGAUAAAUCUGAUUUCCCUAGCGCCAACGAAGAAGAGUCAGACGAGGAGGCUGCCUGGGACGAUGCUGCCGAAGCCGAGGAAGACCACGAUGAUGAGGAAACUGCAGCACCGAGCCACUGCGUUUUCUGCAAUCAAAGCGAAGACGACGAUCCAAGCGAGGAGUUCGAGACGUACUUGGCUUGCACUCGUUGUGGCAAUAAUGCUCACCAGCAAUGCGCGCGCGAUGUCGCAGCAAUGAGCACCGAAAAUACCCCCGAUCAUUGGAAAUGCCCCGAUUGUUUUGGUCGAGAAUCUGAUGCGGAGGGAGAAGAUGAGGAAAUGGAAGAUCACGAUGUCGAGGAUGAUGCCGGACUUCCCUCUCAGCAAUCUGAAAUUCCCGAACUCUCAGGCGAAGCCCAUUUCGAUCAACGAAUGGAAGACGAAGAUGCCAGCUCCCAUCACGAGUCACAACAUGAAGACGACGACGGGCUUGACGAGGGGCUGAGAGAGCAACCGCGCACCUUGAGAAAGCGGAAAUCGUCAUCCUUGGAAGUUGAUGGGAACACGAUCUCCCUAAGAAAACGCCGAAGAAACCAGUCUAAUGACGCAGCAUCUGAAGGUACGGCGCGAAAUGGAAGCGCUGAACCAGGCCGACAUAACCCUUCCAGAACUCUACGUCUCAAGGUUACACGGCCCCCACCUGUUACAAUAAAGAAGCACACACGCACGUCGCUCGUACUCAAACUCCAGGUCAAGCCUGGCAACCUUAAGGAAGUUCUUGGCCGCAAAAAAAGAGAAACUCGACGACAACCUGGGACUAUCACACGACCGCCUCCCCAGCGACCAGUCCCAACACCAAGGGCUACCGCCAUUGCUGCCAUAUCUGUCCUUCCAACUCCCUUUACAUCCGACAACUAUUCACAACCAUUGUACUUCGACUGUGAUCUGGACGAGAUGCAGGGCAAACCCUACGGUGGCAUUCUGUCAGAAGGAGAGGCUGACACAUCCAAAACGCUUCCAGCCGAAGAAGAUGAGAAUAGGUUCAAGGAUGCCUUGCAGAAGGCUGACGAAGAAUGGAGGGCACGACUUCUAGCCAUGCAAGAAGAGUCCAAUGUGCCUAUCCGAAAAGCAAAAAAAACAGCAGACAAUGCCAGUCAUAUCGAGUGCAUCGAAUUUGGCGGGUGGGAAAUUGAUACGUGGUAUGCCGCGCCAUAUCCCGCCGAGUACUGCACAACCCGGGUACUGUACAUUUGCGAGUUUUGUCUCAAAUACAUGGCGUCGGACUACGUUGCGUGGCGACACAAACUCAAGUGCCCGGCCAAGCAUCCACCAGGCGACGAGAUCUAUCGACACGGGUCUGUCUCGGUUUUCGAAGUCGACGGCCGGAAGAAUCCGGUCUACUGCCAGAACCUGUGUCUUCUCGCCAAGCUGUUUUUAGGUUCGAAAACUUUAUACUACGACGUGGAGCCGUUCCUCUUCUACGUGCUGUGCGAAUACAACGAGACAGGAUAUCACUUUGUGGGAUACUUCUCAAAGGAAAAGCGAGCAAGUAGUCAGAACAAUGUCUCUUGUAUCCUCACACUGCCAAUACAUCAACGGAAAGGCUAUGGUAACUUGCUUAUCGAUUUUUCAUAUCUGCUCACAAAGGUUGAGGAGAAAACUGGCUCGCCAGAAAAGCCGUUAUCGGAUAUGGGACUGGUUUCAUACCGUAACUACUGGCGGUUAGUUAUGUGUCGGUACUUCUUGACAGCAAUGAAAGAGGAGAAGUAUGCGACAGAGGGGCUUAGCAUCAAGCGCAUAUCCGACAAUACCGGCAUGACACCAGAUGAUGUUAUAUCCGCCCUAGAGGGCCUGAGGGCUCUCGUCAGGGAUCCACAAACCAAGACUUAUGCCUUCAGAGUUGACUUGGACUAUUGCCGACAAUAUGUGGGCAAAUGGGAGGCAAAAGGCUAUGUCCAGUUGAAGCCAGAAGCUCUUGUUUGGACGCCAUAUGUUAUGGGACGAAGCAACGCCGUCAAUUUUGAGCUGGGCCCCCCAAUAAACACUAUCGCACCAAGGGAAGACGACGAGGCCAAGGUCGACGAAGGACUUGGAGCAGCUGGCACUGGAGGCCAGACAUUAAUAAACGGACAGAAGAAUGAAGAGGAUGCUGCGGGUUUAAAUAUCGACACUGGUGCUGAGACCGAAGCAAACGUCAACGGCGAAGCUCAGGAUGAUGAAGUCGAAACUGACAAUGCUGAGCCAGCCCCGGUCCAGUCCAUCGAGGACGUGGCACCAGGGCAAGAGAAAGAUAAGGAUGUCGAGAUGGAGGAUGCAGAAUCCGAUGGCCCGCCUGCUUGGCUAAAGCCAUAUCAGGAUAUUCCGUAUACUCGCUUCGAAGUAUUCCCGGCCAUUCCUGGAGGCAGACGUGAGAGGGCAAGACCAAGUGUCAACCGUCCGACCGUGCCUCGUACUACCAGUAGCGCCCCGAGGCAAAAGCGGAGUAGCGGCAGCCAUCGCACUUCAUCGUCCAGACCCAAGAGCGCAUCAAAGAAAAAGACUGGUGGCACAGGUCGUGGGCCAGGCCGAUGGCCUAAGGGUACUAAAAAGUCUGACUAUGGAAACGCAACCAGCGGACCUGGUCUGCCGCCCGGGUGGCAGGACAAGCAAGUCAAGCUGCGAGCCAUCACCGAAGGGAACGACCCAGACCAAGAAGUGGCUGUCGAGGAGCCAGCAGAAGACUCGGUCGUGGUGUCGAUGCGGGCUAAUGGAACAAAAGUUAAUAACAGGAAUGCUGCUACACGCAAGGCCUCUGUUGCAGACGCAAACGGAGAGCAAGCUGGUGAGGGAGAAGACGUUGAUGCCGAAGGGGAGGACAUUUAA
Molecule: messenger RNA, 3312 nt
Organism: Fusarium pseudograminearum CS3096
Lineage: Eukaryota; Fungi; Ascomycota; Sordariomycetes; Hypocreales; Nectriaceae
Exons: 3
Coding region: 1-3312 (1103 amino acids)
Biological process (GO): regulation of DNA-templated transcription
Molecular function (GO): histone acetyltransferase activity
Source: RefSeq, a predicted model, not a curated record